This is a messenger RNA of Trifolium pratense (red clover), 1131 nucleotides long. RefSeq lists its product as uncharacterized. NCBI's taxonomy places the organism in Eukaryota, Viridiplantae, Streptophyta, Magnoliopsida, Fabales, Fabaceae. The transcript has a single exon. The coding region runs from base 1 to 1131 and encodes 376 amino acids. The record is from RefSeq and is a predicted model, not a curated record.
AUGUGUGAACGGCUUGCUGACCGUGAAAAGAUAAUAACAAAUGGCCCAUGGAUGCUAUUUGAUCAUUACUUGGCUGUAGCACGAUGGACUCCUGACUUUGCCUCUCCGCAUGCUAAAGUGGAGAAGACACUGGUAUGGAUCAGAUUCCCAGGCCUUAAUUUACUGUACUAUGAUGAAAGUGUUCUCUUGGGUCUGGCUUCUGUUGUCGGCACACCGGUCAAGGUAGACACGAAUACAUUGUCGGUGGAGAGAGGCCGAUUUGCUAGAAUCUGCGUGGAGAUUGAUCUUACUUUGCCGGUGGUUGGAAAGGUCAAUGUAAAUGGACAUUGGUACAAUGUUCAAUAUGAAGGCCUACACAUUAUUUGCGGCGGAUGUGGAUGUUAUGGUCAUCACACUCGCGAUUGUACGAAAACAACGAUGCUACCCAAUAAAAAAAUAGCGGUAGUGGCGACGCAAGGUGGAGCGCCGGUCGGAGAUGUAAGGAGAGAGAAAUCGGUGUCGGAGCCCAACAAGGAAAGCGGCGCUGAUAAUUUGGAAACAAAUGCUGCGAAAAUUAAUGUUGUACAUGGUGAUUGGCUAGUUGUCCAGCGCAGGAAAAAAAACAACAAAAAAAACAAUCCUAGUCAACCAUCAUCAUCGCUGGAAACUAAUAGGCUUAAUGAUAUUGACUAUAAAAAAGGAAAAGAAUCUUCAACUACCUUAAAGGGAUUACAUGACAAUAAUGUUGCAGGAGUGGGACCCAAUAGAAUUUCUUCUAGUACCAAAAAAAGAAGACUUGACAAAAGUGGCUCCUUGGAAACAUGUCACUUCUCUAGAAGGCAAGACCCACACACUAAAGACAAAACAGGACCAAAAGUGGGCCCCAACGUGGACACAAAGACAAAGGCCAUGGUUGGGCCUAGUUACAAUUUUGGCCCAAAUGCUAAAGACCACAUGCAAACUGUUCUUCACAACCCAAACAGUACGAGCUCGAAUUUGGAGCCAGCGACCAGCAAUUCUCAGCGCAGUAUGCAAGAGAAAUCAGUUCCAACUUUUGAUGAAACCACUAGGCUUGUUGUCAUGGGAGAAGGAAGUACCCAAGAGGACGAACGUAUUCCAGAAUCUCCCAUUGAUUGGGAGUCGGUUAAGUAA